CUUAUGUCAAAGAUGACGUCAUAUUUUGUGUUUUAAUUACUUUGAAGUUGGGUUUUUAUUUAUUGUUUGUUGAUUUUGCAUGGCACACAGAAUAUUUUGUAAAUCGAUGACUCCUAGAAAAGACAUUGCUCUGAAUGUGAAUACAUAUAUUGAAAAUUAUGCGCAAUUUAUGUAUAAAAACAUGACUGAAAAUAGAAAAAGAUCACGAGAAGAAGACACGUGCGAAUUCAUGCCUCUUUCAAAAAGGAUAAAUAAUUUGCACAUAAACAACAACAUGGCUAGUCCAUCCCUUUCCCAAUCAUCUGAUUCUAGUCAUAGUAAUGGAGUAAAUAUAGAUAAUAGUAAUAUUUCGACACCUAAUUCAUCGUCAGAUACAGAAAGAAAUCCAAAUUAUGACCCAGGAAUAAGUUCUUCCGAGAGCAGAUAUUACUAUGAAAAUAAAUUAUUAUUUGAAUUGCAUUUAGAACGAAUACAAAGAACUGGACAACAGUUUCCCUUUUAAUUAAGUACUAAAUAGUGCAUGAGAUGAAAUGUGUACCUGUUUUGUUAUGCCUUCAUGUGUGUAUUAAUCUUUAUUUUUAACUUAAUAAAUAAUUUUCGAAUUA
Melitaea cinxia (Glanville fritillary) is the source of this 605-nucleotide messenger RNA. RefSeq lists its product as uncharacterized. The transcript has 2 exons. Lineage: Eukaryota; Metazoa; Arthropoda; Insecta; Lepidoptera; Nymphalidae. The record is from RefSeq and is a predicted model, not a curated record. Bases 80 to 502 code for a protein of 140 amino acids.